Molecule: messenger RNA, 3006 nt
Organism: Parastagonospora nodorum SN15
Lineage: Eukaryota; Fungi; Ascomycota; Dothideomycetes; Pleosporales; Phaeosphaeriaceae
Exons: 3
Coding region: 1-3006 (1001 amino acids)
Molecular function (GO): acid phosphatase activity
Source: RefSeq, a predicted model, not a curated record
AUGGUCAAGGCCUGGAAUAGAAUGCGCGGAAAUCGCUCCCCAGAGUAUGCUCCUUUGCCUCUGAGCGAGAAGGAACCGCUUCCCUCCGUCAGGUCGCGACAAGCCCGCUGGUCACGACAAAGUAUCGUGGGCCUCGUUGUGUGCAGCAUCGCUGCUUGCUCUGCACUCUAUGGACUGGUCAGCUCGCUUUCCGCGUCGGCCGAGAACUCCUGCGACACCAUCGACGACGGCUACCGCUGCAGCCCGAAGACGACACACUUCUGGGGACAGUACUCCCUGUGGUACUCCGUCCCCUCAGAUAUCGACGUUGCGCCGCCACAUGGCUGCAAAGUCACCUUCGCGAACGUCCUCUCCCGCCAUGGCGGUCGCGACCCAACCAUGGGCAAAUCCAUGGCGUAUGCCUUGUUGAUCGCCGAUAUUCAGAAUACAAGCACGUCAUUCCCUGGCGAGUUUGGGUUCCUAAAGGACUACAAGUACAACCUCGGAGCGGACGAAUUGACCAGCGCUGGACGGCAAGAGAUGGUCAACUCAGGCGCGCACUUCUUCCGCCGCUAUCACAAGCUCGCGAAGAAGCAUACCCCAUUUGUGCGCUCAGGAGGGCAACACCGCGUAGUCGAAUCGGCGCAAAAGUGGCUGCAGGGCUUCGCGCAGUCUGCGAAGCAGUCGCCAGCGGAAAUCGACCUUAUCAUACCUGAGGGUCCCAAGUGGAACAAUACCCUGUCUCACGACACCUGCCCCGCUUUUGAAGAUGGUCCAGACCGCGGUCUCGGUGACAGGGCGCAGAAGAUAUGGGCGGCUGAGUUCGUGCCUCCAAUUCAGGAACGCGUCAAUUCACAGCUUGGCACAAAUCUCAGCAUGAACUCAAUCAUAUACCUGAUGGACAUGUGCCCAUUCGACACGCUGGCACACCCCAAUGCGAAGGUCUCUGACUUUUGCCAUCUCUUUACUGAGAAAGAGUGGCAUGCAUACGAUUACUUCGAGACCCUCGGCAAGUAUUACGGGUACAGCGUUGGCAACCCGCUUGCUCCAACUCAAGGUGUGGGCUACGUGAACGAGCUAAUUGCGCGUCUGACUGGGCAACCCGUGGAAGACCAUACCAACACUAACACUACCCUCAAUUCGGAUCCGAGCUCUUUUCCACUGGGUCGGAAAGUCUACGCGGACUUUAGCCAUGACAACGACAUCAGCGGAGUGCUUGCAGCUCUUGGCCUGUACAAUGAAACGAAGCCUCUUUCAAAUACCACCAUAGAAUCGACCAAGGACACUCACGGAUAUUCUGCAGCAUGGACGGUCCCUUUCGCAUCACGGAUGUACGUUGAGAAGCUUCAAUGCAAGCACAAAAAAGAGGAAAUGGUUCGAGUCAUCGUGAAUGACCGCGUACAGCCUUUGAAGUUCUGUGGGGGUGACAAACAUGUCUGGAGCACACCCACUCUCGCUGCUGCAUCUGUUGCGGAUGGUCACUCUCUGGCUGACACACCAUCUUCUAAUGGACCUACUACACCCGCCGCUGGAGCAUCCGCCACCAUCGCCGAGCCCGGUAGCGCAACCGGCCUCUACCCUAGGUUGCCCAAGCUGCCUCCAGACAUUUCGGAGCCUGUAUCGCACAAUGCCAGCAGUGCAGAUGACCCCCUACGCUCGGCCCCUGCACAUCAAGAACAAGGUGGCACCUCUAGCGCCCAUACUGCUAGUGCCGGUCGACCCAAGCUGAGCACAAGGCCACAGGGAGGUCGUAUCCAGAAGCGUUCCGGCAAUCACACCCUCUCAAACCUCGGUGCCCAUAUCGUCAUCGAGAAGUUUGACGGCCCUGGAGACACCAAGCCCAAGGGGUACCUGGGUACCGUCGCUGGUGCUCGCAUUUUUGCAUCCACAGUCGAGGACUACUGUUCUUGCGGAACUGGAGGUGGCCACUGGCUCAUUUGUGGCCAUGAAAUCGUUUCCAACACGGGCGAUACCACUUGUGGAGCGAACUGCAAGGCUGGCUUGCACAAGGAAGAGCCUUUUAACUGCCCACAGUGCCGCGAUACUGUGAACAACGUCAUCGCGACCAAGGUCACCCCAGCAGAGAAGGCGAACAUGGAGUUCUACGUGUCGCUCAACGUCGCCCUUGGCGUCUCACUCGCAGUAGAGUGUGUGUUGAAGUAUCUGCCUACCGCCAAAGGCAACAUCGCACAGACCUUGAUGAGCAUCGCGGAUCCGAAGUUUGGGCGUACAUGCCAGAUCGUGCCAGACGCAGUCGAAGAGCCGAAGAACCUGGCAGAGAUCUAUGAAGAGCACCGCGAGACUAUUCAGCAGAUUACUCGCGUACGCAAAGUCGCUAUCGAUAUCGGCCCACUCAACACACACGAUAAGCGUAAGGCCUUUGCCGACGAGCAGAACGAAGAGGCAUCUCCGUCCACUCCGAAGGUCCCAGAAUCUCCAGCAGUUACUGCGGUUGCCGAUCCGGUGAACAAGAAGCAGAAGCAGAAGCUGGAGAUUCACUCUGAGCCCAUCACCAUCUCAACCCGCGGAGUGAAGCGCACUGCCGCUGAGGAGGACUGGUCGGACGACGAGACCUUGGUAGACGAAGACAGCCCUCGACCUGUCACCAAGAACACCAAGAAGCAGAAGCGCAAGCUCGAGACUGUUCGCGAGCCGAUUACCGUAGACACCCGUGGCGAGAAGCGUGGCCUUUCCGAAUCGUUCACAGGGAAAAGCCACGUCGUGAAGGGUGGCCUUGGACUACUUGAUCUCUUCUACAACAUCAAAUACACUGAGGCGAACAAGCGUUUCGUCAACUUCCGCCUGGCAGACCUUGGAGACUCCCCGUUCCGUCCCCUUCCAGCUGGCCUGGGCAAAGGUCUGGGCAAGCAUAUUGCAGACGAGGACGAGAGCACAUACAGCAACAAGCGUGUGUGUGAACGGGACGUUCGACCAAGCGAGAUCAAAGAUAACGACGCCCUCUUCGCCAAGAAGCGCAUGACCAUGGAGGAGACUGCUGCCAAUUACGUCGACGGUGAUGAGCUAUGA